AUGGCCAACCUUCUUGAUCUUCCGGUUGAGAUCUUCCAGAUGAUCACCCACGAACUAGUCAGCAGCGCGGUGGGCGGCGUCAACCGUUCUGCCAAAGGCCGCCAGAUUGAAGGUGUCUGGAGGCUGCGAUAUGUUUGCCGUACCUUUGCUGCAGAGAUCGAGCGCAACGUUUUCUCCCAGCAGCCAAAAGCGGUAUACUACAACAACUACUACUUUGAGCGCCUUGUCCUUAAGAGUCUGCCCCGAUACAUCAUGCAAGUCAAGCGAAUACCGGGGAACAUCAACGAAGGCUUCCGCGCACGACUGCAGCGCAUGACGAGCUACAUUCUGCAAGAGCUUGACAUCAAAGAUGAGAAGCAACGCGCAGACAUAAUCGACAAAUUCUACGUUAGCUUGCGCAAGAUCGUUAACGAGUACGGUUUGAGUCAUGCCCUGUGGUGCGAUUGCGGUCCCUCGUGCCUUUUCGUCACUCAAACCCAGGACAGUACCGAGCUAUCCGUCCAAGAUAGGCUUUGCACAUCUCUCAUGGUCGGAGCGCAUGAUGUUCUUGCUGGUGUUCUCCCAGAAGUCAGUGGCGCGGAGAAGGAUCGACUCUUCCGUGAACUGCCUUUUGACAUCGCUCGGAUCCUAGGUGACAUGGAGUCGAUUAAAGUUAUUCUCCGUCAUCUGGAAACACGGCCAUUGUUGGAGCGAACGAUUCUUACGAACUACACCGGAAUGUUUUGCAUACAAGGAAUCAUUAACAAUAUACUGGCUAGCGACAGCGGUACAACUGCUCAGACUCUACUCGACUUCCACAGGAAGAGCCUUUGCUCCCCCGCGAGGCACGACUACAAUAAUUGGGUUCACAACGCCGUCCACGACCGCACAACCAAGUAUUUGCACAACCUAAGGGCCGUCUUGGAUUUCCACCCUGAGGGCAGGACACGGGUCUUGCGCGAGACAAUGCUCACCAUCUGUGCCAGAGGCAGCUCUGAAGAUGUCCAGGAAGCCCUCAAGCGCGUUGAAGAUGUGGACAAGGGAACAGUGUUGAACGCUCCCAUCUUCAUCGCUGUUCGAUCCGGGCGCGUCGCCGCUGUACAGGGCUGCAUUCAGGCAGGCGCUAGUGUGGACCUCGCCGUACGUUCGAACAUUCCGACACUUCACAAAGACACUAUCACCCCCCUUGACGUCGCCAUGAAUCGGAACGAUGACGGCGUCGCAGACGUCCUCAUCAAGGCCGGCGCAACAAUCCCGCAUAUAUCGCAGUGGCCAGGGACUAGGCGCGUGUACAAGGUGUUGCGCAAGGCCGUCUCGGAACGCACUAAGGUCAAGCUGCCGGAUCUGAGGAAGUUCCAACAUAUGAGCCUGGCGGAACGCAAGGAUAUACAGUAUUAG
Molecule: messenger RNA, 1377 nt
Organism: Alternaria ethzedia
Lineage: Eukaryota; Fungi; Ascomycota; Dothideomycetes; Pleosporales; Pleosporaceae
Exons: 1
Coding region: 1-1377 (458 amino acids)
Source: RefSeq, a predicted model, not a curated record